AUGUCCGACGCCGAACCCCCGCAAACCCCCCGAGAGGAAGAGGAAAAGUUCCCCGGCAUGGAUGCGGACAAGCAAGUAAAAGAAGAAGAGGAGGACCACGAUGAGGCGAGCGGUUCCGAUUCCGACUCUGCCUCCGCCUCGGACCAGGCAGCAGAGGAUGCAGAAGAUACGUCUCCCCCAGCGCCGGACGCUCCACAGGAAGAUGCGGGUAGGUCACUGCCUGCCGCUGCCGCCUCGUCGACGGCAUUGGAGGUACCCCACAGCGCAGACACGCCGCGGACGUCUGAGCAAAUGUUCGACCAGCGCCUGCCCAUACGACGCCCGCGAACAGACUCCAAUUCCACCACAGCCACGGCCGCCACACGACCAUCAACACGGAGUUCGCUAGUCUUUGUCGUCACCGCGCUUGAGACAAUCGCAGCCUCCAAGGACGCGAAGAGGAACAAGAAGCUGGGGGAAAGCACCAAUGCCGCACUAUCCGCCAUCAAGAAUGAAGGCGACCCUGCCCACAUUAGUCCCGAGGUAUUAUUCGAGCCACUUCAACUUGCCUCGGAAGCCCCCAAUGUCCCUCUCUGCAUUACCGCCCUCGACUGCAUCGGCAAGCUCAUCAGCUAUUCCUACUUCUCCGUCCCGUCUGAACAGCGAGCCGACAAUAGCGAGGCACCCCCACUGAUUGAGCGCGCCAUAGACACAAUAUGCGACUGCUUCCAAGGCGAAGCGACAGCCCCCGAGAUUCAACUACAAAUUGUCAAGUCGUUGCUGGCAGCCAUCCUCAACGACAAGAUCGUCGUCCACGGAGCCGGACUGCUCAAGGCUGUGCGACUCACAUACAACAUCUUCCUCCUUUCCAAGUCGAGCGCGAACCAACAGGUAGCCCAGGGCGCCCUGACCCAAAUGGUCGGCACUGUAUUUGAAAGAGUCAAAUCCAGACUUACUGUCAAGGAGAGUCGCAUGGAACUGUCGCGGUCAUCGAUGAAUGGAAAGAGUCAGUCGGAAGAAAGCGUACGGCAGGAUGGAGGCAGUUCCAUGGGAAUUGAGGGUUCCGAAGCCAACGGAGAGGAGGCCGAGGACGAACACGAUACCGAGACGGCUGAGCCCAGCGACAAGGCCGUCGAUCAGCACACGGGUCCCAAGAUUACCCUUCAAAGCUUCGAAAACAACAUGAGCUUCAACGACGAUCGGAUACAUGACAAUGCGCCGACCCUGGUGACUCGCAUCAAAGGCCAGGCGGGGUCAAGACAAGUGUCUGGACAAGAGAGCUCGCCACACGUAAACACCGAGGAAGAGGAAGAGGACGAGAUAUUCGUCAAGGAUGCGUACCUCGUAUUCAGGGCCAUGUGCCGGUUGAGCACAAAGGGUUUGACCGUGGACCAUGCUCACGACGUGCGGUCGCAAGGCAUGCGCUCCAAACUUCUGUCACUGCAUAUGAUCCACACCAUUCUAUUCAAUAACAUUGCUGUUUUUGUAUCGCCCUUUGCCACCAUCCGCAGUGGUAGCGACGAGCCCACGAGUUUCAUACAAGCCGUCAAGCAAUACCUCUGCUUGAGCCUCAGUCGCAACGGAGCUAGCUCCGUGAAGCAAGUCUUCGAGGUAGCCUGUGAGAUAUUUUGGCAGAUGCUAAAGUACCUGCGCAUCUCACUCAAAAAGGAGGUAGAGGUCUUCCUCAAGGAGAUUUACCUCGCAACUUUAGACAAGCGGAAUGCGCCUGCAUUUCAGAAGCAAUACAUUUUGACCAUAUUCGGCAGAUUGGCUGCAGACCCCCGAGCACUGGUAGAGAUCUAUCUCAACUAUGAUUGCGACCGCACCGCCCUUGACAACAUGUUUCAGCGAGUUGUUGAGCAUCUUUCCAAGAUAUCAAGCAACCCCGUCACCAUCACAGCCAUGCAGCAACAGGCUUACCAGGACCAGCGGGAGAAGCAGGCAAAACAAAUAGACUGGCAGACCCGAGGUACACUGCCACCCUCCCUUACGACAACCUCCAUGAACUCUGUCCACGAAUCGGAGCACAGCUACCCCCAAGAAUACGCCAUGAAGCAGGAAUCACUUGAAGCCCUGGUUCAGAUAUUACGCUCUCUCGUCGACUGGGCUCAACAAGCCCUUCCUGAGAACACAAAAGCAAACAAUGCCGACUUACGGCCGUCGCUCGAUGAUCUCAGGGUAUCGACUGACACAAGAACGUUUUCAGAAUCACCCAUGGUAGGUGUCGACUCUGGAACAGUCACACCACUCGCCGAGGAUGAUUACAGCCAGCUUGAGAAAGCAAAGCAGAGAAAGACCGCACUCACAAACGCUCUGCGGCAGUUCAACUACAAACCCAAACGUGGACUAAAGACUUUGAUCGCAGAAGGCUUCAUUCCCUCAAACAGUCCCGAAGACAUUGCGCGCUUCUUCCUUGACAAUGACCAAAUAGACAAGACAGCUCUCGGCGAGUUUCUCGGUGAGGGUGACCCUGAGAACAUUGCCAUUAUGCAUGCUUUUGUGGAUUUGAUGGACUUUACAAAGACCCGCUUUACGGACGCACUACGCCGAUUUCUUCAAAGCUUUCGACUACCCGGUGAGGCCCAGAAGAUUGAUCGCUUCAUGCUCAAGUUUGCUGAACGAUACAUCACGGGUAACCCCAACGCAUAUGCCAAUGCCGAUACGGCAUACGUUCUUUCGUACUCUGUCAUUAUGCUGAACGUUGAUCAGCAUAGCAAAAAGAUGAAGGGCCCUCGUAUGACGCCGGCGGACUUUAUCAAGAACAACCGUGGUAUCAACGACAGCGCUGAUUUGCCCGAUGAGUAUCUCCAAGCCAUAUUCGAUGAAAUCUCCCAGAACGAAAUCGUUCUAAACACGGAGCAAGAAGCCGCUGCAGACAAGGGAUUGCUCAACCAACAACCCACUGGAGGUCUGGCUGGUAUUGGGCAAGUUCUCACAGGCGGUGCGCGAGAUUUGCAGCGAGAAGCGAUUGUCCAGGCUUCGGAAGCGAUGGCUAACAAGACUGAACAACUCUACAAGCAACUUUUGCGAGCCCAGCGGAGAACAGCCACUACUAUUCCAGUCUCCAAGUUUAUCCCUGCAUCUUCCUCCAAGCACGUCGGCCCCAUGUUUGAAGUUACAUGGAUGCCAAUUCUCACUGCCCUCUCUGGCCAAGCCCAGGACCACAACAUAGAGAUUGUUCGCUUGAACAUGGAGGCGCUGAAAGCAUUGAUUGAGAUUGCACAGACGGAGGGAAACCUGCUACGAGAGUCUUGGCGCGAGGUACUCACAUGUGUUUCCCAAUUGGACCGUUUCCAGUUGAUUUCGGCUGGUAUCGACGAACGUUCCGUGCCAGAUGUACUCAAGUCGACAUCGAAUUCAGGAACCCCGCAGUCACGCAAGAACCUUACCGUGCAACCCGGCCGCCGGAGGCCCACGUCAAACGGGAGCACCAUGAGCUUCCAAUCUGAUGUUGCUGAGGAGAGUCGGUCUACCGACAUUGUCAGAGGAGUAGAUCGCAUCUUCACCAACAGCGCGAACCUCUCUGGAGAAGCUAUUGUUGACUUUGUCAAAGCCCUCGUUCAGGUCAGCUGGCAGGAAAUUCAAUCAUCUGGACAAAGUGAAUCACCCCGCACUUAUAGUUUGCAGAAGCUGGUUGAGAUCAGUGGCUACAACAUGACGCGUGUGCGUUUCGAGUGGACCAACAUCUGGCAAAUUCUCGGCGCUCACUUCAACGAAGUCGGAUGCCACACAAACACAAAUGUCGUCUACUUUGCCCUAAACUCAUUACGGCAACUUUCCAUGAAGUUUAUGGAGAUUGAGGAACUUCCAGGUUUCAAGUUCCAAAAAGACUUCCUCAAGCCAUUCGAGCACAUUAUCAACAACACCAACGUCGUCUCAGUCAAGGACAUGGUACUACGGUGUUUGAUCCAGAUGAUACAAGCGCGGGGCGAGAACAUUCGAUCUGGUUGGAAGACCAUGUUUGGUGUUUUCACCGUGGCGGCCAGGGAGCCUUAUGAGGGGAUCGUCAACCUUGCCUUUGAAAAUGUCUCACAAGUGUACAACACACGCUUUGGUGUAGUCAUUUCACAAGGUGCAUUUGCUGACCUGAUUGUCUGCUUGACGGAGUUUUCGAAGAACUUCAAGUUCCAGAAGAAGUCGCUGCAAGCAAUAGAGCUGCUCAAGUCAUCAGUACCCAAGAUGCUUCGGACGCCGGAAUGUUCAUUAUCGGCUCGCGCUGGAUAUUUGAAGGAUUCUGACAAGGGUUCUUCAAUACCAAAGCAGCCCAGCCGCCAAACGCAGGAAGAACAGUUCUGGUUCCCGGUUCUGUUCGCCUUCCACGACGUCUUGAUGACUGGCGAGGAUCUAGAGGUGCGAUCAAGGGCCCUGAGCUAUUUGUUUGAUACACUUAUCACCUACGGUGGCGACUUCCCCCGUGAGUUCUGGGACAUGCUCUGGCGACAACUGCUGUACCCCAUCUUUAUGGUUCUAAAGUCCAAGUCAGAAAUGACCAAGGUCUUGAAUCACGAGGAGCUCUCUGUCUGGCUCUCGACGACUAUGAUUCAGGCACUGCGCAACAUGAUUAAGCUCUUCACCCAUUUCUUUGAAUCGCUAGAGUACAUGCUCGACCGGUUCUUGGAUCUGCUUGCCCUCUGCAUAUGUCAAGAGAACGACACUUUGGCUCGCAUUGGUAGCAAUUGCCUACAGCAGUUAAUUCUGCAAAACGUACAAAAGUUUCAGCCUGGCCAUUGGAGUCAAAUUGUCAAGGCGUUUGUCGAGCUCUUCCAUAGGACGGAGGCGACAGCAUUAUUCUCUGCUGCCACGAGCGGCUCAUCGUCAAGUUCAGUGAAUGGCUCUGGAAGCGCAGAGCAAAGCACUCCUGUCGAGAACCCAGGCGAGCUUUCGCUAUCAACACCAGCAGAAGAGCCAAAACCUGAUAACGCACUGGGUAUCAACGGCUUAUCCAGCAACCGCCGGCCAUCCCUCGUGACGUCGGACUCUGCCAGUACUGUGGAGCAGCGAAUGCCAUCCCCAUUACCCAAACGUCAAACCCAAGACCUCGAAGACUACCGCCCCGACGACCAAACCCUCCAACAACCCCCCGUCGUCGUGACCGCCGCCCGCCGCCGCUUCUUCAACCAAAUAAUCACAAAAUGCGUCCUCCAACUCCUCAUGAUCGAAACCGUGCAAGAGCUCUUCACAAACGAAGCCGUGUACGAAAAGAUCCCGUCCGGCGAACUCCUCCGCCUCAUGGCUGUGCUCAAAAAAUCCUACCACUUCGCCAAACGCUUCAACGCAAACCGCGACUUGCGCUCCCGCCUCUUCCGCGAAGGCUUCAUGAAACAACCGCCCAAUCUGCUUAAGCAGGAAUCCGGCUCCGCGUCCGUCUACGUCAGCAUCUUGUUUCGCAUGUACCACGACACGUCCAACGAUCGCGCUGCCUCGCGCGCAGACACGGAAGCAGCGCUUAUCCCGCUCUGCGAAGACAUUAUCGCAUCGUACGUCGAGCUCGACGAGGAAACUCAACAGCGCAAUAUCGUCACGUGGCGGCCUGUUGUCGUGACCGUGUUGGACGGGUAUACGGGAUUACCGGCCGAGGACUUUGAGAAGAAUGUCGAUUUGUUCGCGCCGUUGGUUGUGGGGCUGUUGGGCACGGAGAUGGCGAGUGAUGUGCAGCGAAGUGUGCAGGCACUUGUUAGUCGGAUAUUUGAAAUCAGGCUGGGUAUGCAGAAGGUGCCGCUUAUGGCGCCGUCGGUGAGGAGUCCGAGGGGGAGUUUUGUGGGGGGAGGAAGUCCGGUUGUGGGAAGGGGGAGGGGGGUGGGUAGGUAG
Pyrenophora tritici-repentis Pt-1C-BFP is the source of this 5787-nucleotide messenger RNA. The record is from RefSeq and is a predicted model, not a curated record. NCBI's taxonomy places the organism in Eukaryota, Fungi, Ascomycota, Dothideomycetes, Pleosporales, Pleosporaceae.